Bolinopsis microptera is the source of this 702-nucleotide messenger RNA. RefSeq lists its product as uncharacterized. The coding region runs from base 96 to 599 and encodes 167 amino acids. The transcript is spliced from 2 exons. Lineage: Eukaryota; Metazoa; Ctenophora; Tentaculata; Lobata; Bolinopsidae. The record is from RefSeq and is a predicted model, not a curated record.
AUAUAUGCAGCCAGCACGACGGCUUUCAUUACCCCUUAUUUUCUAAAACCGGUCUCUAAUCCUAAUUAUUACUCGGGGCUAGUAUCCAGUAUUUAAUGGUGCGGGUAUGGACAUUUACCCUUCUUUUAGCGAUUAAAGUAGCCUGCAUCGAGGCUUGCAGUUGCUCUAACGAACAGAAACUUACCUUCCUGCACGAACUCAACGCAGAGCAGAGACAUAUCGGCGGUUUACUAGCAAGGGUCCAGAAUAGCUUCCAAAGAUAUCUCAACUACAAAGAUCUAGCUGAACAUCUACUGACAAUAGCUGCUCCAGAUCUAGAGGAACUGUUAACAGAGGGCUCCAGGUUCGCUGAGACCAUACUAGACAACCAGUCCGCUGCUGCUCAGGUGUUCAACUUGCACGUGACCCUGCCAGAGAGGGUGAGACUGGUGGUCCAUGCGGGUCAGACCCUUCAUAAACUUAGAGCGCUGGAACGGGCUAUGUGCGGGGCUGGCACUAGGCCAGUUUCUCAGCUGAACAAUGUAGAGGAUAUCAUGUCUAGCUUUAUUAAGUACAAAAUACAUCUUACAAGUCUGCUUAUGAUCUACAACUGUAACUGAAGUAGUUUGGAUCGUAGGAUACCCAUUUUUUGGGAUUGUCGUUUUUAAUCUAUUAAUUUUGGACAUGUGUUUGAUUUUUGGCAAUAAUUGCUCAGUUGUUGGU